AUGUCUAACCUCAAAAUGCAAUCAGGCCUUCAUUCAGGCCUAGACAUCAACCUCGGCCCAUCUUCCUUCACUCCAUUCCCCGCCGAUCUGAUAGGCCUUCCAAUCCCAGACGACGAGCAGCUCUGGGGUUUAAACCCCAUCUCUCCAAUGGCCGAUUUUUUUGCCCACUCCGCGUUGGAGCGCGAUCUCAAAAAUGCCCAGGUCCGCAAUGGCCAGCCAACGCCCCCACCCUACGAUGAUGGCCGUCUAGACCUGGAUUCCGCAAGCAAGCGACGCCGUGCUCGAGAGUACAAGAUUGCUGCUGCAUCUCUAAGUCCCGAUUUCGACGACGGUCCUCCUGAUCGCGCCAAGCGUGCCAAGUUCCUCGAGCGCAAUCGUCUCGCCGCUUCCAAGUGUCGCCAGAAAAAGAAAGAGCACACCCAGCAGCUGGAAUUCAGUUUCAAAGAGCAGUCUGAGAAAAAGGAAAACCUGAUGGCGGAGAUUGCGACGCUGCGCUCUGAGAUCCUGGGGCUGAAGAACGAAGUUCUGAAGCAUGCUCAGUGUGGCGAUGAACCGAUUAAGCAUCAUCUUGCUCAGAUGGUCAAGAAGAUCACUGAUAUGGAUGCGCCCGUGGAUCCAUCUCAGGCCGAGAACCCUGUCACUUCGCUCGAACCUACAUCCGCUCACUCAGUAGCUAUUCCAGUGUCGGCUCCGGCACAAGCGCUCUCCUUCGGCUUUGAUGACGCGAUGCAACUUGAACCCGCAACUGCAGCUGCAGCUGAAGCCUUUGAGCAGCAGAUGCGGAAGGAUUCCGAGGCUUCGUUGAUGUCCGAUGGCUCUUACUCUUUUUCUGCCGAGGAACCUACCUUUGAUGACUUGAUCAAUGUUUGA
This is a messenger RNA of Penicillium brevicompactum, 870 nucleotides long. RefSeq names its product bZIP transcription factor atfB (gene atfB). Gene Ontology annotation, biological process: regulation of transcription by RNA polymerase II. The transcript has a single exon. Bases 1 to 870 code for a protein of 289 amino acids. Lineage: Eukaryota; Fungi; Ascomycota; Eurotiomycetes; Eurotiales; Aspergillaceae. Gene Ontology annotation, molecular function: RNA polymerase II cis-regulatory region sequence-specific DNA binding; DNA-binding transcription factor activity, RNA polymerase II-specific. The record is from RefSeq and is a predicted model, not a curated record.